GUUGUGUUGAUUGAGGGAUGAAGCCGGGAAGCCGCCUCAAGUCCCGGCGAGGCAGUGCCGGCGACGACGAGGAGGCUUCUGGCGGCGGGGAGUACAGCAGCUUCCCGCUGACCCCGCGCAGAGAGUGCUGGUGGUCGUCCGGGCUGCUCAAGGCCGUGGUGGCGCUGGUGAUCCUGAUAGCCGGCGUGCUGAUCGGGCUGGCGGGCAGCGCCAAUGUGUCACGGUACUACUACUACAGCAGCAUGGGGUCGUCGUCUGUUUCGUCCCUGCAGGCGGAGGCUGCAGAGGCAGCAGCAGCGGCAGCGGCAGCUAAUAACAACAACAAGAACGGCGCCGUCGUCGUCGUCCCCGCCGCCACAAGCAGCAUCAGCAUCAGUAGGAAGAAGAAGAUGACGAUGAUGGAAGACGGCGAUGAAGCAGCAGCAGCAGCAGGCCACCUUGUGCUGCUGGAUUUCCGUGGGUUCUUGGACCCCGGGCCUCCGUGGGGUCACUCGAUGUCGGACCCGGAGCUGUUCUGGCGCGCGUCCAUGGCGCCGCGCAUGGAGGAGUACCCGUUCCAGCGCGUGCCCAAGGUGGCGUUCCUGUUCCUGACGCGCGGGCCGCUGCCGUUCGCGCCGCUGUGGGAGCGCUUCUUCCGCGGGCACGAGGGCCUCUACUCGGUGUACGUGCACGCGCUGCCGGGCUACGCUGGGCGCUACCGGCGGUCGUCGCCGUUCCACGGGCGGCAGAUCCCGAGCCGGGAGGUGUCGUGGGGAUCCAUCACGCUGGUGGACGCGGAGAAGCGGCUGCUGGCGAACGCGCUGCUGGACUGGUCCAACCAGCGCUUCGUGCUGCUGUCGGAGAGCUGCGUGCCCGUCUUCAACUUCCGGACGGUGUACGAGUACCUGGUGAACUCGGCGCAGAGCUACGUGGAGUCGUACAACCUGGACGUGCCCCAGUGCGCGGGGCGCUACAACCCGCGGAUGGCGCCGGACAUCCUGGAGGAGCAGUGGCGCAAGGGCUCCGAGUGGUUCGAGCUCAGCCGCGAGCUGGCCGUCGACGUGGUGGCGGACCAGCGCUACUACGCCCUGUUCCGGCGCCACUGCACGCCGUCGUGCUACCCCGACGAGCACUACAUCCCGACGUUCCUGCACCUCUGGCACGGCGCGCGCAACGCCAACCGGACCGUCACCUGGGUGGACUGGUCGCGCGGGGGGCCGCACCCGGCGCGCUUCGGCAAGGCCGCCACCACGCCCGCCUUGGUCGCCGCCAUCCGCAACAACGGCACGCGCUGCCUCUACAACGCCAAGCCCACCACGGUGUGCUACCUCUUCGCCAGAAAGUUCGCGCCCAGCGCGCUGGGGACGCUGCUCAACCUCAGCACCACGCUGCUAGACUUCUGAUGAUCAGAUGCUCAUCAACUAACGUUUCAUCUGAUGCUAUAUUGAUGGAUGAUCAUCAUCAUCAUCUUACCUACUAGUGCUGUGCGAUGUGUACAUUAAAUAUAUAGCCAAGCCACCCGGCG
Molecule: messenger RNA, 1504 nt
Organism: Panicum virgatum (switchgrass)
Lineage: Eukaryota; Viridiplantae; Streptophyta; Magnoliopsida; Poales; Poaceae
Product: glycosyltransferase BC10-like
Exons: 1
Coding region: 18-1382 (454 amino acids)
Cellular component (GO): membrane
Molecular function (GO): glycosyltransferase activity
Source: RefSeq, a predicted model, not a curated record